UGUAAGAACUAUAUCAUUGUAAAAAGUUACAUUGUUGUUUUUUGUCGAAAUGCCUCAGGAAAACUAAUUCCACCAUUUUUCAUUUUUAAAGGAAAACACAGUUGGUCUGACUGGCUUUUCAAUGCACCAGAAGGAUCAAGAAUGGCAACUUCUUGCAGUGAUAUAACAUUUAUAUGUUUGGUACCCAAUUCCACACACCUUUUACAACCUUUAGAUGUUGGAUAUUUCUCGAGUUUAAAAGCUAAUUGGAGGUCAGUUCUUAAUCAAUGGCGUAAAACAUCCAGAGGAAAAAAGGUUAAUAACCUGCCAAAAAAUUUGUUUACGCAGCUCAUUAAAUCUACUCUUAAUGUUGGUAAAGAAAAUCUAGAACAUAAUCUCCAAGCAGGAUUUAAGGCUACUGGCAUAUAUCCAUUUGUACCAGAACAUGUUCUCUCCAAAUUACCCAGUUUUACUAAUAUAGAUAUUCAACUCAAUAUCGGAGAAUCGUUUAGGAAUUAUGUUGAUGAUAUUCAUCUUAAUUAUGAAGUAAGCAAAAAAAUUAAGUUACCAAUAACAGCAGGGGGAAAAGUGUAUCAGCCACUGAGGUAGAAGCAUACUAUAAGGAAAGAGACAAUAAAAAAAAAAGUCAAGAUAAUAUUCGAGCAAAGAAAAGAGGAAGACCACUUGGAU
Molecule: messenger RNA, 669 nt
Organism: Hydra vulgaris (swiftwater hydra)
Lineage: Eukaryota; Metazoa; Cnidaria; Hydrozoa; Anthoathecata; Hydridae
Source: RefSeq, a predicted model, not a curated record